GCCUGCGAAGGAACUGGAGCAAAGCGCAGACGGUUGAAAAGUCCCUUUGGAGAGGUUUUGCGCCCUCCUCCUCCUUGUGGUCAAUCCGGGAUCCCGGAGAGCUGCCUCCUCCUCAGCCCACACCUCCCUCCCUGACCCCUCCCCUGCCACCGAGCCCUUAUACAACACUCUCAACGGGAGCAGGCAGCUCCUAGCGCGGUUCCUCUGACCCGGAGAGAAGCAUCUGCCUGUGCCGGGACUGCAAAGCGCACCAUCACCAAGGAUGAAGGCUUCCUUUGCCGCGCUGCUGGCAGUCCUGCUCUGCGUGGAGAGAGUGGCUGCGCUGACCUGCUUCCAGUGUGAAAAUGAGGAAUCCAACUGGAGCUGCUUGAAGCCAAAGACCUGCAACUCCGAAGACAAGCACUGCGUCACAAAGUUUUUCGGAGGAGGCAUCGGUGACAACAACAAGAAGUCCAUCAGCAAAUAUUGCUCUCCCGUGUGCCCCAAAGGAGGCAUCGACAUCGGCAUCAUGGCUUUCUCCCUCGAUUGCUGCGAUUACGAUUUGUGCAACAUAAAUGGGGCUGCCGGCGUGAAAAGCAGCUCCCUCAUCCUGGCUGUGGGCACCUUGGUCAGUCUGCUGUACAUCUUCGGAGCCAAGUUGUAGAUGCGGAAGGCGGGGAGGACUUCCGUAUGUGCUGAGGACACCUUCCCUCCAGGGAGAAACCCAACCUUUCCGCCACGUGCUUUAUAAUGCAUGCCUGUUAACUUUCUUCGCUGCCCAGAGCCGUCUUUCCCCAUUGGUGUCAGUGGUGCGUCGCGCCAGGGGGCCGGCCUCUGAGGGGCGCCCUAGCGAGUGGGGGAGCUGCGCGGCUUUGCCGACAGCCUCCUCUUUCCCUGCACGCCCUCCAGCUGAGCCCCACCAACUAUAUGGCUGGCGGGCGUGCGGCUUCCUUCCCAAGCCUCCGUAGGAGGAGAG
Lacerta agilis (Sand lizard) is the source of this 955-nucleotide messenger RNA. Its product is annotated as lymphocyte antigen 6E-like. The transcript has 3 exons. NCBI's taxonomy places the organism in Eukaryota, Metazoa, Chordata, Lepidosauria, Squamata, Lacertidae. Bases 263 to 643 code for a protein of 126 amino acids. The record is from RefSeq and is a predicted model, not a curated record. Gene Ontology annotation, molecular function: acetylcholine receptor inhibitor activity.